Molecule: messenger RNA, 1308 nt
Organism: Apis florea (little honeybee)
Lineage: Eukaryota; Metazoa; Arthropoda; Insecta; Hymenoptera; Apidae
Product: transmembrane emp24 domain-containing protein 7
Source: RefSeq, a predicted model, not a curated record
ACAUAUUCAAUGUAAAAACAUUCUUUAAAAUCUGACGUCGUCGCAGUCAAUUCCGUUUUAGUGGCGCUUCUGUCGUAUUAACAUGAACAGUAUCCGGCCACGUUAAAAUAGCUUGUUUGGUUAUAAUAUUAGCGGCGAUUUUGAUCAAUUAAUUAAAUAUUGUGUUUUGCAAACUUUCUCAAACUUAAAUGUGAAUAAGCUGCAAGAAAUAGGAAUUUAACGAAGAAUGGACUACUGGUCGAUUUGCUUGCUAUUUAUUUCGCUAUUGGGUACGAUAUUACGUACUGGUGGUGUCGAGCUAUCCUUUGAACUACCUGACAAUGCGAAACAAUGUUUUUAUCAGGAUAUUGAAAAAAAUGCGACCGCAUUAUUUGAAUUUCAGGUUGUGACAGGUGGACAAUAUGAUGUAGAUGUAAUUUUGGAAGCACCAAAUAAAGAGAUUAUUUAUAAACAAAUAAAAACGCAAUUUGAUUCACAUCAAUUUAUAGCAUCUAUGACAGGAGCAUAUAAAGCUUGUUUUAGCAAUGAAUUUUCAACCUUUUCACAUAAACUUGUUUAUAUGGAUUUUAGAGUAGGUGAUCAAUCAUCACUUGGAGAACAUGUAACUGUUAUGACUCAGAUGGAAUCUUCUGCUCAAACAGUACACAAGAAUCUAAAUAGCAUUUUAGAUUAUCAAACACAUCAUCGAUUAAGAGAAGCACAAGGUCGUAAACGUGCAGAAGAUUUGAACACUCGUGUACUCUUAUGGUCCGUUAUGGAAACUAUUACAAUCUUAGUUAUAUCUGUGGGGCAGGUGUAUAUCUUAAGGACCUUUUUCACAGAGAGAAAACGUUAAUAUGUUUAUUAGUGUAUUUGCGAAUAAUAAUACUUUUUUGUUCGCAAAUUAAACAAUUUAUCCAUCAAGUGAACGUGAGACAUCAUCAUACUUAAUAUUUCACAAGUUCCACCAAUUAUGGUGCCAUGUUAAACUGGGCCAGUUGUGUAUUAUAUCUAUGUUUAUUUUGGACUUGGAAAUACAAUUUCAAACAGAUGGAAUAAUGUAGCAGCAGAAACUUGCAGUUUACUAAAUUAUGAGAAUGUUGUGUAUGCGCGUUUAUGUGUGAAUAAUUUGAAUAUUAAGUUAUAAAAGUUAGAACUUUUUAAUAAGUACUUGCUCUAAUAUAAACAUUAAUAAGAAAUGUGGAAAUAAUUAAACUAUCUUCUAAUAGUAAAUCUUUAUGUUAUAACUGUAUUUUGGCAUUGACAGUGUAACAUUGCCAUGAGAGACAUUUUUCUUACUGUAAUAAUAAAUUAGAAUAUUUGCGCGUA